AUGGCGCAAAAUUCAUGCGCAAAGGGGGCACAUAGCCGAGAGCGUACGAGUGGUCGCCCGCCGCUCGGCCGCGCCGCCGCGCUACCGCAUGGCGCCAAGUCGCCAGAUUGUGAGCGCGAGCUCGCGCGACCACGACACGCGCGCGACCCUCCCGCGACCAGCGCCGCGUCCUCCACGCGUGAGGUCCACGUAUCGCACCCAACAGUCCGACUGCCGACAAGCACACCGGUCACAAGUCACAAUACGAGAGCGCCACCGACCCAAACCUACACUGACACGGCCUUUAAUUAUGUAUGA
This is a messenger RNA of Danaus chrysippus (African queen), 297 nucleotides long. Lineage: Eukaryota; Metazoa; Arthropoda; Insecta; Lepidoptera; Nymphalidae. The record is from the annotation of a GenBank genome assembly.